Molecule: messenger RNA, 741 nt
Organism: Danaus chrysippus (African queen)
Lineage: Eukaryota; Metazoa; Arthropoda; Insecta; Lepidoptera; Nymphalidae
Source: the annotation of a GenBank genome assembly
AUGCCAGGGCAUGCGAAUAGCCCGUACUGGGCUGCCGUCGAUUUCGACAGUGAAGGUGAAGAAGACAGGAGCCCACCAAAUAAUAGAGUAUACCUUGACCCGUGGGAUAACGAAGCUUUUGGUACCGUAACAACAGAAUCACCGGAUUCCAGCCAGGAACACAUGAACUCCUUCGCCGGUGAACCAAUUAGCGCCAGUUUUUACUAUGUGCCUACUAAAACAUAUGAUUCAGGUGAAGAACCUAAGCCAAAUAAACGAGUAAUUUAUCCUGAAGAUAUGGUUACACCUGAUUAUUCCAUGUAUGGUCGCAGACCAUCAAAACAUAUGGCACCAGACUACCAAGAUAUGAUGUACGGACAGAGACCAAUGCCGGAACGUAGAAGAUCAAUGUACAUAGAGGAACCAAUAUACGCACCGUAUCCCAUGAUAUAUGAACCUUUGUAUGCACCUGUACCAAUGCCGCAUCCAUACGUUCCGCCGCCUCCGAGAUCAAGGAUGUCAAUACAACACCAACCUGAUUAUGUCAUGGCGAACAAUCAUAACAAACAGAGACGACAAUCCAGAAUGGCAGAAGCAUACGACCACUAUAUUUACGAAACCCUAUCUCCGGAGUACGAGGACUGGGCGAGGCCGAUGCCAAAGACGGUUCCAGGAAACUUCCACCUGUCUCGAUAUGGACAUCUCCAAAUCGAUUAUUCUUGCAGUUGGAAUUCUCUCGAUAGAAUUAUACGCAGCCAAUAA